AUGAUAUCAAGUUUUAUUGAUGUUUAUCCAGAUUUAAAUGGAGUUAUCUCUGAUAAGUCUCGAAAAUCAAUUCUUGCUGGUAUUGAUUUUGAUGAAACAUUAGCAUUUGCUAAGUAUUUAAAAUAUUUCGUCGAUGUAACAGAAUUGUUAAGUGCAGAAAAAACUCCUACAAUGCAUUUAGUUUUACCAUUCAAACAACGUCUUAUUAAUUUAUCGAAACCAGAUACAAAUGAUCCGAAUUCAAUAAUUAAAUUGAAAAAAUAUAUUGAGAAUCAAAUUCCGACAUAUUGGGAACUUGAUGAUAUUCAUUAUAUGGCUGCUGUUCUUCAUCCGAAGAUGAAACACUUACAAAUUUGUUCAAAUAAAGAUAAAAAGAAAGCUUAUGAUUUAUUAAAAAAGGAAAUUAAUAAAAGACAUGCGAUAACAUUUAAAGAAAAUACUUGUUUUUAUAUUUCAGCACAUCAAAUAAAUGCACCAGUUGGUUCUGCAACAUCAUUACAGCCAACAUUAACUACAUCACCUGAUUCUAAUGAUUUUUUAUCAGAAUGUUUUGAUCAAAUUUCUACAGCUGCUAUUGCACCUAAUACUAAUGAUGAAUUAAAACGUUAUUUACAAUCUAAUGAUAAUUUAAUACAUGACGAUGAAGAUUUAUUAAUAUUUUGGAAACGACAAAAAGUUUUUUAUCCAACUAUGUACUCAAUAGCAUGCGAAAUUCUUAUUGUUCCUGCUACAAAUACAGCUGCAGAGCGUUUGUUUUCUGCUAGUGGUAAGACAAUUACUAAUACUCGAACACGUCUAGCAACAGAAAAAGUUGAUAAACUUAUGUUCAUUAAAAAAAAUCUAUUAACAUUGAAAGAAAUUUUUGUUAAAAAUGGAAAAUUACAUGAUGCUCAUACUCAAGACAAUUAUGAUGCAACUGGUAAAAAGGGUGAAAAACGGUCUUAUGAGGAUGAUAGUGAUGAUGAUAAUGAAAAUGAUAAUGAUGAUGAUAAUGAAAAUGAUAAUGGUGAUGACGAUAAUGAUGAUGAUAAUGAUAUCAUUUUUACGGAUGGUGAAACGGUAUGACUUUGCUAUUGAUACAUUUUUGGUGAUUGUUUCUUCUUUUUUUUUUAAAUGUCUAAGUUUUUUAUUAUAAAUGAAAUACAAUGUGAUAUUUGAUAAAAAUAGUGAAAUUGAAUAUUAAAAUUUAGAAUUAAUUUCAGAAAUGUCGUAAAACUAUCUGUAAAAAAAUCGUAGUCUUAGUGAUCGUAAGUCUUGACAAGUUAAAUUUAGUUCUAACGGUAACACUGAUUCAAAAUUAUCCGUACUCUGUAAAAAAAAAUGUGUCAUAGUGAACCUUUUCU
Rotaria sp. Silwood2 is the source of this 1343-nucleotide messenger RNA. Lineage: Eukaryota; Metazoa; Rotifera; Eurotatoria; Philodinida; Philodinidae. The record is from the annotation of a GenBank genome assembly.